AAAACGGAUCACAAGGCGGUUUUACUUUCUUCCCCAAAUCGAUCUGUGAUGGCCGACGAAGAUUUUCGGUCUCGCGUCGAGAGGAUCUUCGGAUCUCUCGCCUUCUCUCGCUCCACGUCUCCUACUACUACCUCCACGUCUUCUGCGCGGCAAACGCAAUCGGGCUCGGUGUGGUCUCUCUCCGGCGCAGAAGUGGAGAAGCGGGAGUGGAAGCGAGAGCAGCUCGCGUCGUACGAUAGGGAAGAGAUGCCUUGUGCAUCAUCGUUCGACGAGGUUCUGAGGCAGCAGAGGCUCUCGAGCACUGAUCGGAAGGAGGGUGAGGAAGGCGGUAACGAGGAUUUUGAUGUUGAUGAUGAUGAUUGGAGCAUCAGAGCUUCCAUGGGCCUUGACCGUACUCUCGAUGACGAGGACGAAGAAGAUGAGUAUGAUAAGGUCGCACUAGGGAAAGAGGAUGGUGGUAAAGGCUUGUCUAUGGAAGAUGCCAUUUCCAGACCUUGUGGUGUGCGGAUUCGGGACCCUCGUGCUAACCAUGCUGCUGCAAAAAUGAGGUUGAAGGAAGAUGAACUCGAGGCUAACAAGAUUAGCCCUUCUGGCGUUAUCCCCUCGAAGAGUAAAGAGCCAACACUGCACCCAGAAGAAUCUUCUAAAUCUGUGCCACCGAAACCUAUACUCAAAAGGAAAGAGAGUUGUUCAGAUUCAGAAGCAAGGACAAGUAAGCGGGUCAGGUUUGAUGUUGUCACUGAAGAAACAUCAAAGAAGCCUGAAGAUAAUUAUUCAGUUUCUGCCUCCUUAAAAAGCGCAUUGCCUCGGGGUAAAAGUGGUGCUCAGGUACCGGAUUACUUGGUAAAUCCUUCGAAGUACACCUGUUACAGCUUUGACCCAUCUUCGGAAUUGAAUGAGAAGUCCCAAACACAAGAGUUCACGGACAUUCCCAAGGAUUCCAAAGGAUUAGAAACUUCAGAGUCAGAAUCAUUCAAGAAAGUCUCCUUUGUUCCGCAGAAGAAGACCGAGGACGUCAGAGAAGACGGUAGCAACUGUAGUGAGACAAAGCCUGUUGAAACUGAUGGCUAGAUUAUUCGGUUUGGUUUGGGGUCCAUGAGUUGCAAAACAUUUAGCGUCUUCUAGCAGUCUUAUGUAAGAUAACAUAGUAAGAAAAAGAAACUCAAAGCAGUUUUGAGACUGGCUAUGAUUCCUUGCUUUCUAAAAAGUCAUUUUAUUAUAA
Brassica napus (rape) is the source of this 1222-nucleotide messenger RNA. RefSeq lists its product as uncharacterized. The transcript is spliced from 2 exons. The record is from RefSeq and is a predicted model, not a curated record. The coding region runs from base 49 to 1071 and encodes 340 amino acids. NCBI's taxonomy places the organism in Eukaryota, Viridiplantae, Streptophyta, Magnoliopsida, Brassicales, Brassicaceae.